GGGCCGGCGGUGUCAGCGGCGGCCGGGCCGCACUCCCCUCGGAGCCGCCGCCGCGCCUGCCAUGGGGGCCGCGGGCCCCGGGGCGGCCCGGGCGCUGCUGCCGCUGCUGCUGCUGCCGCUGCUGCUGCGGGCGGCGGUGCUGCCCGGCCCGGCCCGCGUCCCCGCGCCGCCCGAGGAUGUGGACGAGUGUGCCCUCGGGCUGGAUGACUGCCACCCCCAUGCCCUGUGUCAGAACACGCCCACCUCCUACAAGUGCUCCUGCAAGCCUGGCUACCACGGGGAGGGCAGGCAGUGUGCGGACAUUGAUGAGUGUGAAAACGAACUCAAAGGAGGCUGUGUCCAUGACUGUUUGAAUAUUCCGGGCAAUUACCGCUGCACUUGUUUUGAUGGCUUCAUGUUGGCUCAUGACGGUCAUAAUUGUCUUGACGUGGACGAGUGCCUGGACAACAACGGCGGCUGCCAGCACACCUGCCUCAACGCCCUGGGGAGCUACGAGUGCCGCUGCAAGGAGGGCUUCUUCCUGAGCGACAAUCAGCACACGUGCAUCCACCGCUCCGCAGAGGGUCUGAGCUGCAUGAACAAGAACCACGGCUGCAGUCACAUCUGCAAAGAGGCUCCCAAGGGCAGCGUCGCCUGCGAAUGCCGGCCUGGCUUCGAGCUGGCCAAGAACCAGAGGGACUGCGUCUUGACUUGUAACCAUGGAAACGGUGGGUGCCAGCACUCCUGUGAGGACACUGCUGAAGGCCCAGAAUGCAGCUGCCAUCCACAGUACAAGAUGCACACCGAUGGGAGGAGCUGCCUGGAGCGAGAGGACCCUGCCCUGGAGGUGACAGAGAGCAAUGCCACAUCUGUGGCGGACGGGGAUAAACGGGUGAAACGGCGGCUGCUCAUGGAAACGUGUGCUGUCAACAACGGAGGCUGCGACCGCACCUGCAAGGAUACCUCGACCGGUGUUCACUGCAGCUGUCCGGCGGGAUUCACGCUCCAGCUGGACGGGAAGACCUGUAAAGAUAUUGAUGAGUGCCAGACCCGCAAUGGAGGUUGCGAUCAUUUCUGCAAAAACACCAUGGGCAGUUUUGACUGCAGCUGCAAAAAGGGAUUUAAAUUAUUAACAGAUGAGAAGUCUUGCCAAGAUGUGGAUGAAUGCUCCUUGGAUAGGACCUGUGAUCACAGCUGCAUCAACCACCCUGGCACAUUCACAUGCGCCUGCAACAAAGGGUACACCCUCUAUGGCUUUACCCACUGCGGAGACACCAACGAGUGCAGCAUCCACAACGGAGGCUGUCAGCAGGUCUGCGUGAACACGGUGGGCAGCUACGAAUGCCAGUGCCACUCCGCAUACAAGCUCCACUGGAACAAAAAAGACUGUGUGGAAGUGAAGGGGGUCCUGCCCGCUAGUGUGUCACCCCAGGUGUCCCUGCAAUGCGGGAAGAGUGGCCGAGGAGACAGGUGCUUCCUCAGAUGCCACUCCGGCAUUCGCCUCUCUUCAGGACUGCAAGAGGCCUACUCUGUCACCUGCGGCACUUCCCCUCCUCUCAGGAACAAACAGCAAAAAUCAAAUGGCUCUGCUUUCGGGGGUAACCUCUCCCACUUGUUUCUUUCUGAAGAUGUCGCCACCAUCAGGACAAGUGUAACCUUUAAGCUAAAUGGAGGCAAGUGUAGUUUGAAAAAGGCUGAGCUGUUUCCCCAGGGUCUGCGACCAGCACAACCAGAGAAGCACAGCUCAGUCAAAGAGAGCUUCCGCUACGCACACCUCACAUGCGGCUCCCGCAAGCGAGUGCCCGGCGCCCCAGGCCGACCAAGCGCCGCUCAGGAAGUGUUUGUCACUGUUGAGUUUGGGCUUGAAACUAACCAAAAGGAGGUGACAGCUGCUUGUGAUCUGAGCUGCGUCGUGAAGCGCACAGAGAAGAGGCUCCGGAAGGCCGUCCGCACGCUCCGGAAGGCUGCCCACAGGGAGCAGUUCCACCUCCAGCUCUCCGGCACGGACCUCGAGGUGGCUAGGAAGUCCCCCCGAGCGUCUGAACGCCGGGCAGAGGCCUGCGGAGCGGGCCAGAGCCACCUCGGAAACCAAUGUGUCAGUUGCAGGGCUGGGACUUACUACGAUGGAUCACAAGAACGCUGCAUUUUAUGUCCGAAUGGAACCUUCCAAAAUGAGGAAGGACAGAUCACAUGUGAGCCCUGCCCAAGACCAGACAAUCCUGGGACCCUGAAGGCCCCAGACGCUUGGAAUGUGUCUGAGUGUGGAGGUCUGUGCCAACCUGGCGAAUACUCUGCGGACGGCUUCGCACCUUGCCAGCUCUGUGCCCUUGGCACGUUCCAGCCCGAAGCUGGCCGUACUUCCUGCUUCUCUUGUGGGGGAGGGCUCCCCACCAAACACUUGGGAGCCACUUCCUUCCAGGACUGUGAAACCAGAGUGCAGUGCUCCCCUGGACAUUUCUACAACACCACCACUCACCGAUGCAUCCGUUGCCCGGCGGGGACCUAUCAGCCCGAAUUUGGAAAAAAUCAUUGUGUCUCUUGUCCGGGAAAUACUACGACUGACUUUGAUGGUUCCACAAACAUAACCCAGUGUAAAAACAGAAGAUGUGGAGGGGAGCUGGGGGAUUUCACCGGGUACAUUGAGUCCCCGAACUACCCAGGCAAUUACCCAGCCAACACCGAGUGUACGUGGACCAUCAACCCACCCCCCAAGCGCCGCAUCCUGAUCGUGGUCCCCGAGAUCUUCCUGCCCAUAGAGGACGACUGCGGGGACUACCUGGUGAUGCGGAAAACCUCUUCGUCCAAUUCCGUGACGACCUACGAGACGUGCCAGACCUACGAGCGCCCCAUCGCCUUCACCUCCAGGUCGAAGAAGCUGUGGAUCCAGUUCAAGUCCAACGAGGGAAACAGCGCCAGAGGGUUCCAGGUCCCGUACGUGACCUACGACGAGGAUUACCAGGAACUCAUUGAAGACAUAGUUCGAGACGGCAGGCUCUAUGCAUCUGAGAAUCAUCAGGAAAUACUUAAGGAUAAGAAGCUGAUCGAGGCGCUGUUUGAUGUCCUGGCCCACCCCCAGAACUAUUUCAAGCACACAGUCCAGGAGUCCCGGGAGAUGUUUCCAAAGUCCUUCAUCCGAUUGCUGCGCUCCAAAGUGUCCAGGUUUCUGAGGCCUUACAAAUGAGCCUGCCCACGGGCACUCCGCCCCGCGCUCCGCCCGCGGGCUCACCGCGCUCCGCCCACGGGCACUCCGCACCGCGCUCCGCCCGCGGGCUGGCGGCCGAGCCGUCUGCGCCUGCAGCCAGCCUGGCCUCGCCUCGUUGGAUGUCGCUGCCUCGAGCAGCAGUGACGGGUUAGGGUUCAAUUUUUAUAGGUAAUACAGAUAUUUUGGUAACUUGGACUUGGUUUUCUCUCCCAGCGUGGUGGAUGUGGACCGGGAAUGGCUUUGGGUCUCUCCCACUUCUCACGGCUGUGGGCAGAUGUCUUGGAUACGCCCAGGGCUGGCUGAGCGGGACCUCAGUCAGCUCAGGUGAGACUCGCCUGUCUUUCCUGUUCUCACUCCUCCUCCAUCGCACUGUGAGGGAAAGGAGGCCACGGAAGGGGCUGCCUUGUCUGUAACGUCAGCUUCCUCCAGCCCAGCCCUCCCUAAGGACCCCUCUGGGCCUGGGGUUCAGGCUCUGAACAGGCAGAGAAAGGAAGGAGGAAGGGAGGGACCAUCCCCACACCUGAGACCUGGCAGGACUCCGUGUCUCCACGGCCUUCUCCUCCAGCCUGUGUGGCCUAAAUUUGAUCUCAGGAGCUUGAAUUCUAAGCAUUGAUUAUUUAAAAAAAAAUAAAAAUAAAAAAAAUACUUAAAGCAGAAAGAAUUAGAAAUACAGAGCUAAAAACUGAGCACUUCCUCAGACAUAAUAACGCAGGCCCAUUGACGCCUUCCUUGUGACUAACUCCCACCUGUAGCAAGUCCACAGCGCAGGUUCCAGCACCAGCUGUGCCUUGGCACACGGGCCUGGGCACAGUGUCCGGGCCUGGAGCAUUCCGGUCAGAGCCAUCUACCUUCAUG
This is a messenger RNA of Pipistrellus kuhlii (Kuhl's pipistrelle), 4036 nucleotides long. It is a transcript of the gene SCUBE2, whose product is annotated as signal peptide, CUB domain and EGF like domain containing 2. The coding region runs from base 62 to 3160 and encodes 1032 amino acids. The record is from RefSeq and is a predicted model, not a curated record. Gene Ontology annotation, molecular function: calcium ion binding. Lineage: Eukaryota; Metazoa; Chordata; Mammalia; Chiroptera; Vespertilionidae. Gene Ontology annotation, cellular component: cell surface. Gene Ontology annotation, biological process: signal transduction. The transcript is spliced from 23 exons.